GACCUAGUGACCUAUUUUCACAUUUCUGUAGCUACAGCCUUCAAAUUUGGACCACUUGUAUAUUUUUGAGUGGCAAGAUGAACCUUGACAUGAGUUGACCUUGAUUUUGACCUAGUGACCUACUUUUACAUUUCUCAAGCUACAGCCUUCAAAUUUGGACCACUUGCAUAGUUUUGUGUACCGAAAUGAACUUUGACCUUUACAUUGACCUAGUGACCUACUUUCACAUUUUUUAGGUACAGGCUUCAAAUUUGGACCACAUGCAUAGUUUUGUAUUCUGAAAUAGAAUUUGACCUUGAUUUUGACCUAGUGACCUACUUUUACAUUUCUCAAGCUAUAGCCUUCAAAUUUGGACCACAUGCAUAGUUUUGUGUAUCGAAAUGAACCUUGACCUUUACAUUGACCUAGUGACCUACUUUCACAUUUCUGUAGCUACAGGCUUCAAAUUUAGACCACAUGCAUAGGAUUGUGUACUGAAACAAACUUUGACCUUGACAUUGACCUAGUGACCUACUUUCACAUUUCUCAAGCUACAGCUUUUGAAUUUGGAUCACAUGCACAGUGUUGUGUACGGAAAUGAAAUUUGACCUUGAGGUAGUCAGUAAGUCUUGAAAUUUGGAACACUCAAAAAUGGCACAUUGGUGGGCGCCAAGAUCACUCUGUGAUCUCUUGUUUUUAUAUCUCAGUUUGAAACCAAAAGAAGAAAAGAAGGAGAUAAUUAUACCAUUGAUAAAGACAAACAACUGGAAGACAGAUCAUGUUAAUAAAACACAGACUGAUAAGCCUCCCCUGCCUACAGAUGGAGUUGAUUCACAAGCCAUCAAGGAAAUUAUGCAAGAUACAGCCAAACAGCUUGACUCUUGGCAAACACAUGGAGUUGUUGAUCCGAACAUAGAGAUUCCAUUGUUGAUGCAGAACCAGGUUCCAGAAGGGUUUGAAACCGAUGAACGACUUGAUGUCUCCCUUAGACCUGACGGGCCUGAAGAUACUGACUAUGAUGAGGUGCCCAUUGAAGCAUUUGGUAUGGCAAUGUUGAAAGGAAUGGGUUGGAAACUAGGUGAGGGUAUUGGAAAGAACAACAAAGCUGUUGCCCCUGUGGAAGCUGUUCUUCGACCGAAGGGAAUGGGUCUUGGUGCAGACAGGAAACAAGCACAGAAUUUAAAUAAUGCGAAACAAAACUCUGAGAAGGGUAACGAUUCAGGGGAGUUGACCAUGAAGAAGGGUGCUUUCUGUUUGAUAGAGAAUGGACCACAUAAAGAUCUUUAUGCAGUAGUAAGCAAAAAAACGUUUAUGAUUUGUGAAUUUAGCCUCUGCAUAGAGACAGACUUUGCAAGAAAAAAGGAUAAGUCCACGCAGUAUAUCAUUGUCAUCAUCACUACAAAAGGAAAAGCAAAACUCAGUUAUUUGGGGUUCGUCCAAAGUUGGGAUAUAUCACAGUCUAUGUUAGAAACAAUGGUGCCAAAGUCUGAUUCCUCAUAUAUCUGUAUUGUUUCUGGGAAAUACAGGGGGCAGCUUGGACAGGUUUUAGAAAGGGACAAGAAAAGAUGUGAGGCUUUAGUACAACUUCUAAGUGACAGAGACAAAGUUUUACAACUGGAGUAUGAUUCUGUCUGUGAAUAUGUUGGUGAUAUAAAUGAAGAGUUUGAUUAUUAGUGUUACACCUUUGUAAAAUGCCUCAGAUAGUCAACUAGAGCAUCUAAUCAAAUGCACAACUCUACUUUAUCAUUAGGAAGACUGAAACAAGGUCAUAGUUUUGAAGGCUGUGUGCUUAAGGGAAGAAAGUAGAGUCCGGUUAAUAACUAGAGUGAAAUGGUCACAAAUUUGAAUUUUGAACAUCCAGCAAGAUUGUGACAGGAUUAUAAACAAGAAAACAAGAUUGGCAGCUGGACUAAUAAAUCCUUACAGUGUAUGUUAUAGCUACUUCAUUUAAGAUAUCAGAAGUGUAUGAAUCAGCUGUGGACAUGUUGUGCAAUUAUGUGUGAUGCUGGUUGCCAUUGUGAUAAGUUGUAUUGACAGCAGUUAAAAAAUGUUUUAUUGCCUCCAUACAAGACAUAUUAUGAAAGUUUUAGGAAGAAAAUUUUUACUUAUCUAUAUUGUCUUUCUUUUAGAUCUGUUUGUUACAAUAAUUCAAUAGAAAGAUAAAACCUGGAUAGAUAUAAUGUGUUUUGUCCACAGUUAACAAUUUAAGUUAAGAAACACACUGUGAAUCAAGAAAAAAACAAAAAACAAUUAUGUUUAUAUACAGGUUCAACAACUUAGACUGUGAUGAAAUUUCGUGUAUCUUUUUAAAUUCCAAUUACAGUCAAAUACCAUUACCUCAAUAUUCAAGGGACUGCAAAAAUUGCAUCGACAUAUCCGAAGUUCGACGUAAUGAUAACGACUAUCUAGGACUACAGGAUUACAACCCAUGCUUCUUGUAGAGGAUUUGAAAAGGGAAAGAAAUAAUAUAAAACGUAAAUACUAUCUUAAUUCUAUUGACAAAUGAAACAUCUUAUUUCAAUACUACAUACAUACAACUUUUUAAAUUUUCCCCGGGUCCUUCCCCAUGAUAGCAUGCUUGGUAGAGUUGUUAGGUAUCCCCCUCCGGUUGGUUAGCGGGUCCUUCCCUAAACAAGUCUGAAUGCAGCUGUAAUGAUCCUGGUUGAGUAGUCUCAAUAACGAAAAUGUGCCACUAAAAUACGCAUAUUGUUACUCUGUCAAAAAUGGCAGAUUUUCACUCCGUCAAACAGAAAAAUAUUUUGUCCAAAUUAAUUGAGAACUAAAUGCAAACUUACUACAUUUAAAUUGGAAUAAAGACACAACAAAACAAACACACAAACUAACCUGAUUAUAAUUAAUACAUCGCCGGACAACAACAGGUUGAUUUCACACCUUACAAAUAAUUUGAAUACUUUUUGACAAGCUUUGAUAUCGAGGAAACUAGGUGUAAAAAAUGUACAGGACUGAAAAAUCCCAUCGAGCUAAACAAUAUCGUGCUUAUAAUAUCGAGGUAAUGAUAAAUCAUACCAUUAAAAUAAAUAGAGAAAAUUCGGGACCGAUCAAAUCACAUCGUGCUAACAGGAGUAUUGAGCUAACCGAUAUCGAGGUAACGAUAUUCAACUGUACUUAUAAAGAUUUCUGUAUAAAAAAGUAUGUAUUUAUCAGUUCAUGCUGGUCAGUAAAUUUAAAUGACAAA
Molecule: messenger RNA, 3175 nt
Organism: Mercenaria mercenaria
Lineage: Eukaryota; Metazoa; Mollusca; Bivalvia; Venerida; Veneridae
Product: G-patch domain and KOW motifs-containing protein-like
Exons: 7
Coding region: 631-1653 (340 amino acids)
Biological process (GO): mRNA splicing, via spliceosome
Cellular component (GO): spliceosomal complex
Molecular function (GO): nucleic acid binding
Source: RefSeq, a predicted model, not a curated record